Molecule: messenger RNA, 636 nt
Organism: Penicillium brevicompactum
Lineage: Eukaryota; Fungi; Ascomycota; Eurotiomycetes; Eurotiales; Aspergillaceae
Exons: 3
Coding region: 1-636 (211 amino acids)
Source: RefSeq, a predicted model, not a curated record
AUGGAGAAUCCAGUCGCUGAGAUCCCCACCGUAAUCCGGCUUUUGACACAAUCGCCGCCCUCGGUGCAAGAAACCGUCCUUGAUCGGUAUUUCACCAGCAAUGCCUCUUUCGUCCAUCCAUUCUGUCGAGUUCCCCACUUCGAAGGGAGUCGAUGGUGGGUCACAAAGAUCUUCCAGUGGUACAAGAUCAUGUCACCGCGGAUUGAGCUGGAAAUUCAUUCAAUUGCAUUCGAUGAAGAAAAGCUCAAACUAUACAUCAAUAUGUCCCAAAUCUUUUCCAUCUGGCUGGUUCCUUUCCAUGUGGCUUCUGCGACUCUCACAACGGUCCUUGAUCUAACUUCCGAACCGAUGAAGAGUGAUGCUUCGACUAACGGAGAUCGCAAGAUUUAUCACAUCUCCAAGCAAGAGGAUCUAUAUCAGUCAUCAGAGUUUGUCAAAUUCAUUAUGCCACAUAUUGGGCAUUGGCUUAUCUAUGGUUGGCAUCUCGUUGCCACCCUAUUCUGUGUCGUGGGAGUUACUCUUCUGUGGCCCAUACUGUGGCUGGAAGAGAAUCGCUACAUUCCGGGUUAUUUCUUGCGAGGUGGAAACAUAGCUACUAGCAUUGACAAGAAGAUUCCGGAAAUCAAGGAACACUAA